UUAGAUGUCAUGCCAUUGGUUGUUUCUUUGGCGACACAUUUAAAAUCCAUUUGUCUACUCUCUUUAGCUACGGAUAUUGUUGAAUCCCUACCGAUGGAUGGUUACAGUUUAUCUAUGCCUGGCCCCCACUCACCGGACUACCAUGCCUCCCCAAUGUCAGAACUCGCCAACUGCUUUACGGGACUCAGCGCCUUUCACACAGGUGACACUCCUCGGAGAUGUCUGGACCUGUCCAACCUCAGCACUGGGAGUGUAGACAAUGCUGCUGCACAGGGAACACCACACAAAGACAAGCCUACUUCUCCAGUGGCCUUGGAAUCUCCUGCACCAAGGAACAAUCGCAUGAAAAAGUUGCAGUCCUUCCCGCCCAGGUUGCUGUGUAGCAGUCCGAAGCUUCACCCCAGUGAACGUCCAUUCAGUAACAAGGAGAAUGUGGCCCCAGGGCAGAGAGUGCAGGGCAAGCCAGAGUGUUUGUUGCCUGCUCCAGAUGGUGAGCCCUGUGCCUUGGGGAGCCCCAUCUUCCCUGUACAUCCCUCCCUAACCCGGCACUCCCCAGGGGAUGCAGAUGGAUUCAUGGAAAUCCUGGAGCAGGAAGCUGAUGAGGGUUCUAUUGCUGUCGCCAUGUCAUGUAGCAUGGCACAAUUGCUGUCUGAACCCCUCAUGAACCAGGAAGUGGAUCUCUCCUCUGUUUCAGUGUGUCGCCAGGGGGGACGACGUCUCUUCCGAUCCCCUUCCAUGCCAGAGCGGUUGGCACGUCCGCUGAAACGCACCUCCACCUCCCCCUCCCCAGCCAACCCCCGGCCACUCAAACGACACUGCACCUUCUCCGCCGUCUCUGAGGAGGUGGGAGAGGGAGACCAAGGGGCUGGAGUCAACAAUGAAAGGAGGGUAAGGCACCUGCAUAAGAGGACCCACUCUCUGUGUGACGUGGAGCAGCAGCUGGGUGGGGAUGGGAUCAAUGCAGAACUCAUUGGAGACUUCAGCAAGGUGCAUGCCCUACCCACUGUGACAGGGAGACAUCAAGGCUUGAAGUACAUCACGGUUCACACAAUGAGUGCUCUUCUGGAAGGGAAGUUCAGCUGCUUGGUUGAGUCUUUUGUCGUGGUGGACUGCCGCUACCCAUAUGAGUAUCAGGGAGGACACAUUAAGGGGGCGCUGAGCCUGCCCAACACAGACAAGGCUGUGGAUCACCUGCUGUCCCAGAGGCUAAAAGCCCACUCUCCUGAUAAGAGGCUUGUGCUAGUGCUGCACUGUGAAUUCUCCUCUGAAAGAGCACCCAGAACGUGUCACCUCCUGCGCAGUGUGGACCGCAGUAUGAACGAGUACCCAGCCCUGCACUACCCUGAGCUCUACAUCCUGAAGGGUGGCUACAGAGACUUCUAUCACUCUCACCAGGAGCACUGUGAGCCCCAGUCCUACUGCCCCAUGCACCACGAGGACCACAGAGAGGAGCUUCUGCGGUGCCGCACACACAGCAGAGCCUCGGCCGAGGAGCGCCGCAGACGCCACCACAUCCAAACUCUCGUCAAACUCAAACUCUGAGGCAGUCGUUGGGGGGAGGAGGCCAGGAGAAGAACAGCCACUCAGACGUACAGCUGAGUCCAAACAGUGACCUAGAGAUUGUCUGUUUAAUUAUCUUAGUCACAAGAACCUACUGUACUAUGUGAUAACAAAUUGACCUUUUUGUUGUGUUUGAUACCUUUCCAAAUAUAAUAUUUUUCAUAUGCUGCCAUGGAAACUAUGCAUAAUGGUGAUGUUCACUGCUGCCUAGUUUUGUCUAUUUUGUUUGGAUGGCCAUGAAUAAUAACAACACUGUCCACUCAUAUUCAUAAAUGCCUGCCAGUUGAACAGGAUGUGUAAUCCACUAAUGUCACUGUAGUAUCUUUUAAUUACAGUAGAGUCCACAGGUUAAUGGCUUUAAUUUUUCAGCUUUUGAAAUUGCUUUAAUGUCAUUUCCACAUUGUAGAGCAGAAAAGGGUGGCAUUAUUUCCAGUGUAAAUCAUGGAUGUAUAUUUGUAUUAUUAUUGGGAAUGGGAAUCAUGACUUUAUUUUAACUGUUAUGAAUAACACUGUUUUUUUUUUUUACCAGAGUGAAUGGCCUUGGAGUUUAGGUUGAAUAUUUGUUAAAUAACUCAGUUUUAAUGUUUUGAUUUGUCAGGUAGUUGCAAAUGAAUUGCUGCAUUAACGAUGAGAUGUAUAAUUAAAAAACACAACAAAAUGUAACUAUUUGAAUGGGUAUCAUAUGAAAUGGUCCCUUGACAGUAGAAAUCAAAACAUAAUGAAGGAGAAAAAUCUUGAGUGGUAUUUUUGAAGAGGCUUUGUUGUGUGAAUAUGCUUAGUCCUGAUCCCUCCCUGCCAGUGCUGCAGGUGUGUCUAGUUUGCAGCUGUGAUUCCUCCUCCAACACAGCUGGGUUAACUCUAUGCCCCUCUGUUAAAAAAGUCCCUCCCCCUCUUCUCUGCACAGCAGCUGUAAUGCGGAACUGUGGGAUUUCACAGGCCCCAGAAAGUGGGAUCCGGCUAUGCUGAAAGGGGAUAGGGUGGGAAUGGCU
Messenger RNA from Coregonus clupeaformis (lake whitefish), 2549 nucleotides. Its product is annotated as M-phase inducer phosphatase 1-B. Gene Ontology annotation, cellular component: nucleus; cytoplasm. Gene Ontology annotation, molecular function: protein tyrosine phosphatase activity. The transcript has 15 exons. The record is from RefSeq and is a predicted model, not a curated record. The coding region runs from base 10 to 1542 and encodes 510 amino acids. Lineage: Eukaryota; Metazoa; Chordata; Actinopteri; Salmoniformes; Salmonidae. Gene Ontology annotation, biological process: positive regulation of G2/MI transition of meiotic cell cycle; positive regulation of G2/M transition of mitotic cell cycle; G2/M transition of mitotic cell cycle.